Drosophila persimilis is the source of this 1330-nucleotide messenger RNA. RefSeq names its product early boundary activity protein 2 (gene Elba2). NCBI's taxonomy places the organism in Eukaryota, Metazoa, Arthropoda, Insecta, Diptera, Drosophilidae. Gene Ontology annotation, molecular function: transcription corepressor activity; DNA binding. The transcript has a single exon. Gene Ontology annotation, cellular component: nucleus. Gene Ontology annotation, biological process: negative regulation of Notch signaling pathway; positive regulation of neuron differentiation. The record is from RefSeq and is a predicted model, not a curated record. Bases 92 to 1231 code for a protein of 379 amino acids.
GAAUUUUCGCAAAUAAAUCUAGAAAUCGCAGUGCAGCUGCACAUUUGCAAAACCCAAGGAAUAUUUCUACCUGUUGAAGAAAUUUGAGGGAAUGGCGGCCGGCGGGACCUACUCGAGCGAUCACGUAUCUAACCCUACAAAUAGCGAGGAAAAUGAGAUUUGCAUGUCAGUAGAGCCGCAUCCACUUGCCGCAGCGCACUUUCAACCGCAGACAUCGUUUCGACUGCCACCUGUACAGUAUUCGCAUCCGUAUCACCAGUAUCUGAGCCAGUUUGCACCCACGUUUGUGCCCUACUACCAACGACUGCUCACGCGUCCGAUCGUGAAGCUGGAGGAGAUGGACAUUGAGAACUACAUCAACUGCGAGGUGGCGGCGCAGCGCACCACACUCAUGCGACAGACAGCUCUCAGGCCUUUGGGCCAGCACCAGCCAAUGGUGGAGCCCAAAAAGGGGCAUACGCAAGGCCCUCAGAAGACGCUUUCAAAACAGACCAAGGUGAUCCCACAGGCCAGCCGUCGCAUUGUUGAUGCCAAACUGAUGGCCAUGACCACGGCAAGCGGCAGUAUACGGAACAUGCAGACCGCCAUGGAGCCGCUGCCUCCCGUCGAGGACUCGUUCAGGCAGCAGGUGGCCAAGGUCCAGAAGAGCCAGCACCACUACGAGCAGCUGUUCGGCAGGCUCACAACCAUGCUGCAGACGCUGAAUCAGCGCUACGACAAGGAAUGCGAAGAUGUGCCGGCUCCACCCUCGAAGCGACCACGCCGCUUGUCCACCAGCUCGGCCGAGUCCCACCUGCAGGACACCACGUCUGACCACGAGCGGGAGAGCCUGGUUCAAUACCCGCAGCGGGUUAAGGGCAACGACGGCAGCUAUGUGUACGUCCUGGGGCCGAACGGCACGCAGAUCAGUGCCCAUCAGUACGGGGAAGUCUUCUGGACUAGCGCUCCGGUGGCCACCCGCUCCCUGUUGGGUGUUGUCUUCAGCAGCGACGAGCUGGCCACGCACACGCUGACGGGCAAGCCCUCGCCCGCUUUUUACGGCCGCGAGAGACCGCCCAAACUGCAACUGGAUCAGCAAAAGGUGGACGACAUUGUGGAGUGCGUCGUGAACCGCACGGGCGGCAAGGAGCGCAUCAUUCGAGCCACCAUCACCACGAAGUGUGCCGACACGGCCAAGAAGUACAAGCGACGGGCCAAGAAGGCGCUUAAAAUCAAAGAGGAACCCUUCUAGAUUGCCCCUCGGGCACCAUUAACAAUAAGUAACGAGUGGCUAGAUAUGGUCCAGUCAUAAUUAUAGGUACAUACAAUAAAAUAAUCCUUGAUCUGCGUA